CGCCUGACAGAGGAACAGAGAGAGCAGGAUGAUAGAAUAUUUAGAGUAUAACAAGUUCUCGUUAAAAUCAAGAAAAAUCGAGUUUAGAAAGAUCGUGCUUACUAUGUACUGAGCCAAAUCACUUCCGGCAGGAAAGCUCCUAUUAAAGUAAAACGUAAAGUUAUGCGAAAUUGUACGACAGCAAAGCAUCAAACGGCGCGCAAUUGUGUUUGUCUCUUAGGAAAAACUUAGCAUCUACUUUUUGAGGAUCUACUUACAACGAACGAUGAACCGAGAAAGAUAUGUUUCGUACCUGUUGACACAGACACUAUCUUGGCACUGAGUGGCUCAGGUUCCUAAGAAAGCGGCGUUGUGCGUUAAGGGUGUGGAAAUAAUCACCGAGAAAUCGUUACUCAAGUUUCAUACCAUUAAUCCUUCAACAAUCAUACGAUUGGCUACAAUGUCUUCGGAAGGCCCAGCAGUUCUUUCGUUUCAAGAUACGCUUCUACGUGAAUCUGACGUUGCAACACUUAGCAAGGGCGGCUGGCUUAACGACAAUGUCAUAUCAUUUUAUCUGCAGUACCUUGAAACUAAAACAUACAACGACCUUAAUGAGGUUGCUCUGCUUGCAGCUGAAGUUGUUCAGUUGAUCAAGAGCCUGACUACCGCAGACAUUGAACGCAUGUUCAGCCAUCUCAAAUCGAAAAAGCUUAUUGUGCUACCGAUUAACGAUUGUAGUAUUUCUAGCACAGGCGGCACGCAUUGGUCGCUGCUUAUAUACCACAGAGGAGCGUUCUUUCAUUUGGAUUCAUCCUCGUCACGAAACUCAGAAGACUCUUAUCUCGUCGGUGGACUACUCUCCAGAGCACUUUUUGGCAAAAAGCUGCCAAUAACGGAACUUCGCUGCGCAUCGCAGCGGAACUCUAAUGACUGUGGUCUGUACGUGUUAGAGUUUGCUGAAAUUGCGUGUGAUCUGUUUGCAAAGGGUGUUCCCCUAAUUGAGAAGGCCUUCCUUCAGGUAAGCGCCGAUGCUAUCGCCUAUAAAAGGCACUCGAUAUCAAAACUUAUUGCCAAAUUGAGCAAAGAGGCAAAGCGGGAACAAGGACCGCAAUGAUAAUAGCAAUGUGAAAUUUAAUGUGUGUACUUAAUAAAUAGUUUUUAUGAACCUAUCAGCCUAU
Varroa destructor (honeybee mite) is the source of this 1157-nucleotide messenger RNA. Its product is annotated as sentrin-specific protease 8-like. The record is from RefSeq and is a predicted model, not a curated record. Gene Ontology annotation, molecular function: deNEDDylase activity; cysteine-type peptidase activity. NCBI's taxonomy places the organism in Eukaryota, Metazoa, Arthropoda, Arachnida, Mesostigmata, Varroidae. Gene Ontology annotation, biological process: proteolysis; protein deneddylation.